CAGAAGUCGCGACGAAAAUCUCAGUAUUUAAAACAAACGUGCCUAAACAAAUAGAGAUAAUCAUUCAGAUAUAAUGCAAAAAGACAAAAGAGAGUUGAAUUAAAUCACGUGGAAAACAAGGAACACGACAAAGCAGAACAGUCUCACUAUUCCCGCGUUAGCCACUCAAUACAAUCCGCCACGUGUCCCAUCUUCACGCGCCAGUCAGCGUUGAUCUUCUUCCUCACUUGCCACUUCCACUUCUUCAUAUAUAAAUCCCACACAGCCGCAAAUUCGAAAUCAACCAGAUAUAACAGAAUUAACCUACACAACUGAAACUCGAGUUAAGAACCGGAAACAGAAUCCAAUUCAACCAAACCGAAUCGAACCGAACCGGAGUUUUUAUCCAAUGGUGAAGCAAGCGAUGAAGGAAGAGGAGAAGAAGAGAAACACGGCGAUGCAGUCAAAGUACAAAGGAGUGAGGAAGAGGAAAUGGGGAAAAUGGGUAUCGGAGAUCAGACUUCCACACAGCAGAGAACGAAUUUGGUUAGGCUCUUACGACACUCCCGAGAAGGCGGCGCGUGCUUUCGACGCCGCUCAAUUUUGUCUCCGCGGCGGCGAUGCUAAUUUCAAUUUCCCUAAUAAUCCACCGUCGAUCUCCGUAGAAAAGUCGUUGACGCCUCCGGAGAUUCAGGAAGCUGCUGCUAGAUUCGCUAACACAUUCCAAGACAUUGUCAAGGGAGAAGAAGAAUCGGGUUUAGUACCCGGAUCCGAGAUCCGACCAGAGUCUCCUUCUACAUCUGCAUCUGUUGCUACAUCGACGGUGGAUUAUGAUUUUUCGUUUUUGGAUUUGCUUCCGAUGAAUUUCGGGUUUGAUUCCUUCUCCGACGACUUCUCUGGCUUCUCCGGUGGUGAUCGAUUUACAGAGAUUUUACCCAUCGAAGAUUACGGAGGAGAGAGUUUAUUAGAUGAAUCUUUGAUUCUUUGGGAUUUUUGAAUUCCCAAACAUAAUAUUUUUUUAGAGCGAACUGUGAGAUUUUCCUUGGAGUCAUGGAGAAAUCUGGAGAUUUUUUGUAACACGGAGCUCCAAUGACCCGGGAAUUUCUUUCGUUUCGGAUCCGAAUUUGAUGUGGAUCAUAUUCACACCUAUAUUUUUUCAUUUUUUUGUUGUAAAGAAAAAUCGGAUAAGAUUCUAGUAAUAAAUGUUAAAAGUCCAUUUCAUUAUUCUG
Messenger RNA from Arabidopsis thaliana (thale cress), 1208 nucleotides. RefSeq names its product Integrase-type DNA-binding superfamily protein (gene ORA47). Gene Ontology annotation, cellular component: nucleus. Lineage: Eukaryota; Viridiplantae; Streptophyta; Magnoliopsida; Brassicales; Brassicaceae. Gene Ontology annotation, biological process: regulation of DNA-templated transcription. The transcript has a single exon. Gene Ontology annotation, molecular function: DNA-binding transcription factor activity; DNA binding. The record is from RefSeq and is marked reviewed. Bases 389 to 976 code for a protein of 195 amino acids.